Homalodisca vitripennis (glassy-winged sharpshooter) is the source of this 910-nucleotide messenger RNA. RefSeq lists its product as uncharacterized. NCBI's taxonomy places the organism in Eukaryota, Metazoa, Arthropoda, Insecta, Hemiptera, Cicadellidae. The transcript is spliced from 2 exons. The record is from RefSeq and is a predicted model, not a curated record. The coding region runs from base 5 to 910 and encodes 301 amino acids.
GUCAAUGGAAAUUGAUUUUCACCGUGAAAGUAGCAGAAAAAAGCAACGUCUUGAAGCUUGUCACAGUGGUAACGUUUUUGUAGAACUUAAGAGUGCUUUUAGAGGAAUUUUGAAAACUUAUUACCUCAAAAACGGAUGCGAUGAGGUAAAAGACAUUGCUUUGUUUUUAGAAUCACAUAAAGUAAAACUUAUAGAAUUGGUAAAUCAACAGUUAAGUGUUAAUGGUGCAGUGAAAUUUAAUCUUGUGUUUGAAUGUACGUAUAUUAAACCACUUAGUGAAGAAACUCAGGCAAGAGCCUUUAAGACUAAGAAUAAAAAGAUUUUGUAUGACUCUUCAAUUGAUUCAAUAGUUAAAAGAAUGUACAGAAAGAUUUCUCAAGAAGAAAGCGAGUAUCUUGACAAAGGAAGUGGUUGGACACUGUAUAAAAUAGAUGGUAUUCUUGUAAGAUUUAGUAGGUACAGACCUGUCAGAGGUAGUACGUAUAUUCCACUACCUCAAAUCAUUGAAAAUAAAAAAGCAGUAAUAAAUCCAAAAAAUUGUUUUAAGUGGGCCAUCAUUUCUCGAUAUGUAAAAGGUUCUCACCGAGAACGUGUAAAUAACCGAUAUCUCAACUUACAGAAUAAAUUCAAUUUUGAAGGAAUAAGUGUUCCCACACCACUUAAUCAAGUAAAAAAAUUUGAAAAGAAUAAUCCCAAUGUAAGUGUUAAUGUUUAUAGUUUCAACGAAAGUGAGGAUGUUUAUCCAUUGAAGGUAUGUGACAAGGAGCUUAAGGAACAUUUCGAUCUGCUUCUCUUCACAAACAAUAUAGGUAUAAGUCAUUACUGUUAUAUAACUAAUUUUUCUAGAUUAGUUAGGUCUCAGAUAACUAGUCAUGAAACACAAGCUUCUUUCUGUAAGAGAUAUUUUUAA